Messenger RNA from Dufourea novaeangliae, 2115 nucleotides. It is a transcript of the gene cue, whose product is annotated as protein cueball. Bases 209 to 2014 code for a protein of 601 amino acids. Lineage: Eukaryota; Metazoa; Arthropoda; Insecta; Hymenoptera; Halictidae. The record is from RefSeq and is a predicted model, not a curated record. The transcript is spliced from 7 exons.
UUAACAGUCAUAUCGAAGUCACGAGUUCUCAGUUCGCGCACAGCCGCCGGAGUAGGACGAUGUUGUAGUGUUUGUUCCGCACUCCUUGUGAGACUAUAUUACGAGAAAAAGUUUGGUCUGAGUGGGAUUGAUAACAUUUACCGGUAGCGAACGUGUCUCGAAAGGCAUUCACAAGCUUAGCUACCCGCCAAACAAAUGAACGCACACCAUGACAUCGCGUGAAUACCUUAUUGUAACGAUAACGACAGUACUUGGGAUCCUGACAAUUAAUACGAACGCCAGAUCGUGGGAUUUAGCGGUAGUGAUCGGACGCGAAGUCGAAUUUUUCGCGCGAAAUCAGACACUGAUUGGACAGGCCCAAAUUGCGGAAGCCGAAUCUUUGGCUGGAGUAGCGUACGAUGACGUUACACGCACGAUGUUCUUUUCCGACACACUUAGUAACUUUUCCGUAUUCAGUAACGACCUGACGGAGAAGAAUUUCACCUCGAAGCCACUACUUAAGAGACAAAAGCGUAAUCAUAUCAUAGGGAUCGCCUUCGACGCGAAGACGCGAACCCUCUUCUGGAGCGACGCUUUGAAAGAAGUGAUAAUGAGAAUGCAUGUGCCAUUGGACGGGCCACCGGAAGAGCCCAUCCUCCUCCACAAUUUAACGCGAAGAAGUCCGCGUGGUAUCGCUCUGGACCUAUGUAACAGUCACAUAUACUGGGUAAAUAGUAUAAAUACGAAUCCGAGCGUACAACGCUCGAACCUAGACGGGACCGAGCGAAUUACCGUCAUUAGCGAAAAUUUGUACGAGCCGCUGGCCGUGGCUAUAGAUCACGUCGAGGAGAAGCUCUAUUGGAUCGACGACGUCGAGGGUAUACGGAGCAAGAUCGAGCGAAGCAAUCUCGACGGUACCGAACGGGAGCUGUUUCUUCACAAUAAGCAUCAGCUACCGGUGUACCUGACCGUGGACCGUGACGCGAUAUACUGGUCCGAUUGGUCCCAUCGUACGAUCUGGACGGUACCGAAAAAUGCCAGUGCUGGCGAUCCGCCGAUAGAGUUCAGGUCCUAUCGCACGUUGGACCAGGAGGCCGAUCCGAACGGGAUCGUGGCGCGCGAUAACACAGGGGGGAUCGAUUGCGCGGCGAUCGCAAGAAAACGACAGAUGACGAAUUACGCGAACGCGACGUACACGCAGAGAAUCGUCGAGUCGUUCAACAAUUUAACGACGAGCACGGAGGAAUCGGAAUCGAUCACCCAAAGCUCCAGAUACUGUCUCGAUCAUGGACGCUUGGACGAGAAUCAUGGCACAUGCCGGUGCAAGCUGGGGUUCGCUGGUAAACAUUGCGAGAUAAACCUCUGCCACAAUUACUGCCUUGGGGGUACUUGCAGUAUAAAUAGUCGUGGAUCACCCAUGUGUAAAUGCAGUAGUACGUUUGUUGGACCAAGAUGUGAAACGGACUUGUGCAAAGACUACUGCUUGCACGAUGGUCAGUGUUCCGUCCAGAAUGAACGGCCAGUUUGCAGCUGUAAAUAUUCAGAAGGUGUUCGUUGCGAAGAUUUGAGUAACACGUCUAAAAUGUGCGAGAUCUUUUGUGCAAGAACUGACCCAGUUCCUAUAAGCCUCAGGGUAAUUAAUUGCAGGUGUGGCGAAACGAAUAAAACAAGUGCACAAUUGGUCAUGAUUACUGAAAACGAGGAGUACAAAAUAUUAUUACCACUUUUUGGUGUAUCCACUGCCGUACUUAUAAUUAUAAUAAUUGCACUUAUGUACUAUGUGGGUAAAUUACGAAGACGACCACGCAUUCGAAAACGUUUCGUGGUCAGCAAGGGUGGUGUAACGCCACUCACUGCUAGGCCACAGUUACCGGACAAUCAGUGCGAAAUAACCAUUGAGAACUGCUGCAACAUGAAUAUCUGUGAAACUCCAUGUUUCGAACCAAACUUACAUACUCCGGUGUCGGCGAGUAAUGGUAAUAAGAAAGAAGAGAAGAAUUCUUUGCUCGAUAAUAUGGAGGGAAAUUCAUGGUAGCAUAAACUAAUACUUCGACGUGUUAAUCGGCGAAGAUUUUGCGGACAUCGCGCAAAGUUCGUGGAAACUUUGGCCUCUGAGAAAAACACGUUUGUACAUAA